GCAGUCGGCAGUCAGUCGGCCAACGAGCUCCGGCGAACACAGAUCGAUCUUUGGCUUCAGAUUAUUCCGAGUUUUGCCCAACCGCAGAGGAUGCGAUUGUAUAGCCUGCUGCCGCUCCUGGCGCUCCUCGUCGUCCAGGCGGCCGGACAAAGUCCAGUAAACGCUGAUGAUCCUGCAACGGAUGCUGGCACAACGACCAACUCCACGGCGGACACCAGGCCAAGGAUUCCCAGUCGGGAUGAGAUCCUUGGACAGAUGCCGCCCAUUCCACCCAUCCGCACUGGCAGUGCCCCGAUGGACGCCUUUUACAUGAUGUUCCCGGCGCUGGGCAGCCUGCUGCGUUGGGGCAGCCUCUUUCCCGCCCAAUCGAUCCUGGGCGCCAUUCCCGAUAGCCUGCAGCCCACAGCGGCGGCCUCCAAGGUGGUGCUCGUCCUGGCCGAUGAUGCGACGUCCAAGACCCGAGUUACCCGCCAGAAUACGCCGCCGAAUCCACUUGGCCAGCUGAUGAAUUGGCCCGCUCUGCCGCAGGACUUCCAACUGCCCACCAUGGACCUGGGACCGCAAGUGGGCUCCUUUUUGGCCCAACUGCCUCCAAUGCCCGGUCUUCUGGGUGCCCCCGCUCCAGUUCCUGAUCCAGCUCCUGCUGCAGCUCCUCUUCCCGCUGCUGCUCCACCCCCAGCACCUCCAGCAUCCAUACCCAAUUCAGAUGCCAUGCCAGCCAUCCUGGGACAAUCCGCUCUGCAGAACGCUUUCCCCUUCCUUAACCCGUCCAACUUUGAUGCCUCCAGUCUUCUGGGCCAGAAUCUGGGCCAGAGUCUGGGCGCUCCUCCCAACUUUGAUUUCGUGGCGCAAAUGCAAAGGCAGUUCUUUCCGGGAAUGACGCCAGCACAACAACCAGCUCCAGCUGGCACGGAUGCCCAGGCCUCCGACAUUUCCGAGGUGAGGGUACGUCCUGAGGUGCCCUACUCGCAGGAGGCCCAGAUGUCGCUGAUGAAGAUGAAAUCGGCACUGGAAGCGGAGCAGGAGAGGCAGCAACAGGUACCGGUCAAGGAUCAGGAGCAAGUGCCUCUCUUGUGGUUCCGAAUGCCCACCACACAGAAUGAGGAUGCGACUGAGGAGAAGACACUGGAGGAUCUGCGGGUGGAGGCGAAACUGAGGGCCUUUGAGCGCCAGGUCAUAAGCGAGUUGAAAAUGCUGCAGAAGAUCGAACUCAUGGCCAAGCAGAUGAGGUCCAGUGCCACCGCGCAGAAUGCCGAUUCACCCUACAGGAUCAGCUAUCCCCUCAAUCGUACACCCAUUCACAAGAUCACCCGUGCGGACAUUGAGCAGGCCCUCCGCGAUGACUACGUCCGCCGGCUGGUCAACAAGGAGGCGCAACGCAAGGCCCGGACUUCCGGCAUCAACAACCAGAAGGCAAAUGCCCUGAAGCGACAGGCCAAGUCACAGGAUCAGGCCAUGUCCAAGGAGGAAAUUGUCCAGUUGAUGGCGUAUGCCUAUCGCAUGGCCAGCGAGCAGAUGGAGAGUGAGAAGGGUAAGCAGGACAAGGUUUACGCGGCCUUCAAGACGGAACAGAAUCCAAUGAUGAUGGAGCAGAGGCAAUGGUCCGAGGAGCAGGCCAAGAUCCAACAGAAUCAGCAGCAGAUCCAGCAAAAUCCAAUGAUGCAGCAGAGGCAAUGGACGGAGGAUCAGGCUAAGAUUCAACAGCAGAUCCAGCAAAAUCCAAUGAUGCAGCAGCAGAGGCAGUGGACGGAGGAUCAGGCUAAGAUCCAACAGACUCAGCAGCAGAUGCAGCAAAAUCCUAUGAUGAUGCAGAGGCAAAUGGCGGAGGAUCAGGCCAAGAUCCAACAGAAACAGCAGCAGAUCCAGCACGAACAACAGCAGAUGCAGCAAAACCCAAUGAUGAUGCAGCAGAGGCAAAUGGCGGAGGAGCAGGCCAAGAUUCAGCACGACCAACAGAUGGCCCAACAGAUGGCACAGCAAGGUCCCAUGAUGAUGAUGGAGCAGAGGCAAAGACAGUGGUCGGAAGAGCAGGCCAGAGCUCAGCAGGCUCAACAGAUGGCCCAACAGACACCCAUGAUGAUGCCACAGAUGCAACAAAGACAGUGGACAGAGGAACCCCAAAUGGUGCAGCAGAUGCAACAGAUGCAGCAGAGGCAGUGGGCCGACGAUCAGGCCAGGAUGCAAAUGGCGCAGCAAACUCCAAUGAUGCAGCAGCAGCAGCGAAAGAUGGCGGAGAAUCCACAGAUGAUGCAGCAAAGGCAAUGGACCGAGGAGCAAGCCAAAAUCGAACAGGCACAGCAGAUGGAGCAACAGAAUCAAAUGAUGAUGCAGCAGAUGCAGCAAAGACAGUGGACCGAGGAUCAGGCCCAGAUGCAGGAGCAGCAGAGACAGAUGAUGAUGCAGCAAACGCCCACGAUGAUGAUGAAGCAGCGCCAGUGGGCGCAGGAGAAUCCACAGUCUGUCCAGCAGCAAGGAGCCACCAUGAUGAUGAUGCAGCAGCAGACGCCAGCGAUGAUGCAGCGUGCAGUGGAGGCGGACCAAGAUGGUGAGGCAGUGGAGGAUCAGCAGGUGGGCGAGGCGGGACCCCAAAUGCCGGAGAACGAGAGCGGCGCCAGGCACAAAGUCGAUGCCCUGGGCGUUGGCGGCAACAAGCGCAAGAAGUCCAAGUCCAAGUCGGCGCCGCCAACGGUGAUCAACUAUUACUAUGCGGCUCCCCAGCCCCGUCCGGUGGUUCCGAGUUACGGCACAAGUUACGGCGGAGGUGGCUACGGAUCCAAUGCCUAUGGGGUGCAGCGUCCAGUCAAUGUCUAUCAAAGUCAAGGCUAUCGGGCUGCCGUGGGUAACGACGAGGUGGAUGACAUGCUGCGCCAGCACCAGACAAUGGCCAGGACACUAAACCAGAUACAACCAGGCCAUGUCGCUGGAUCGGAGUGGCAGAAGAGCAGCUCUAAUCCGCCAACGACGUUGACCCCAGCUCCACAGGAGCCAACACCACCGCAAGAGCAUCGAGUCCACAAAAGUCCAUCAUCAGCACCAUCUGCAUCUGCAUCUGCAUCUGCAUCUGCAUCUGCAUCUGCAUCUGAAUCUGAAUCCGAAAUCGCAAUCGAAAACGCACCAUCAUCUGACCCCCAAGUGGGUUCCAUUUUCACCUACGACGAGGGUUUGCUGCAUCCAUUCAUGGGUCUGCUGCCGGUGGAUAGGCCCGAUGAUCCCUGGAACCAGAAGCCAUACGAUCCACACCAUCCUCUCUACACCGGCGGUGGCAGCUACGCCGCCUAUCUGAGGGACAGUCGCCGUCGAAGGGACACCCACAUCAUGGGCCAGGGGUCACAGCAUGGCAUCCUAACACCCGGCAUGUUGGAGCGACUUCUGCGCAUCAAGAUGGAUUUCCAGCGCAGAUUUCCCCAUCUGUACAAGGGCAUGCUGAAUCACCACACGAAUCUCACCCGCGUGGAGGUACAGCCGCCGGUUCUGGGCAAGAUUUCCAAGUCAACCACCAAGACCAAGACGAAGACCAAGACGAAGACCAAGAGUAAGGAUGAGUUGGAUGAACCCGUCUUCGAAUUGGCAGCCGCAGAGCGUAGCCUGUUCGAGGACGAGGUUAAUGAUUCGCUGGAGAAGGAUGCCGAACCAGAACCGGAACCGGAUGAGCAGGAUGACCGGGAUGAACGGGAUGAGCGGGAUGAGCGGGAUGUGGAGGAGCCCAGCGAGAGCAGCGAACCCAGGGGAUUCAGCAUCAGCAGCAGGAAAGACCGGGAUGACAACGACAUCGAUUACUUCAACUUCGAUGACGAUGAUGUUGAUGAUUAGACUUUUAAUUUAAUUGCCAAUAAAAAUAAAUACUAUUAAUGUAAAA
Molecule: messenger RNA, 3856 nt
Organism: Drosophila santomea
Lineage: Eukaryota; Metazoa; Arthropoda; Insecta; Diptera; Drosophilidae
Product: defective chorion-1 protein, FC125 isoform
Exons: 5
Coding region: 91-3810 (1239 amino acids)
Biological process (GO): chorion-containing eggshell formation
Cellular component (GO): egg chorion; extracellular region
Molecular function (GO): structural constituent of egg chorion
Source: RefSeq, a predicted model, not a curated record